Molecule: messenger RNA, 1068 nt
Organism: Leptosia nina
Lineage: Eukaryota; Metazoa; Arthropoda; Insecta; Lepidoptera; Pieridae
Source: the annotation of a GenBank genome assembly
AUGAUGUUAUCGAAGUUGCGGUAUAAACAACGUGAAAUUCGAGUAUUCGUUAGACUAUUAUCUGAAAAACCACCCGAAAAUGAUAAUAAGAUGCCCGAAAUUAAGCGCAGGAACAGUGAGCAGAAUGAUGAUGCGAGUAAGGAGAAAAUUCAGGAACUUUUGAAAAAGAUGAUGAUGGCACCAAAAAUAUCACAACAGGAGUAUGAAGAGAAAUUUACACUUGCUCCAGAACGAAAGAUACCAGAGCCUGGGGAAUACGAAGUAAAGACGGAGAAAAUUGAGGAGGAGAUAACAAAGGCAGCUGGUGAUGUAGCUCAAGCUAUAGGAGGUAAUGUAAAGCAGACGGAAGCUGAGUUGCUGUCCCGAGUGCUAGGAAAGAUUAACCAGACAUCAACAUCUCUUAGUGACCUGCUUGUUGGUAUGAAAGUAGAUAGAUCUAAUGAAGAUGAUAGAAUGAAGAGACCGGAAACGAGAGGUCAACAGGUGAAGCGUAUGGUGCAGAGAGCACAGGCUCAGCCCAGAGAUGAAAAGCAACCCCAGCCCCAGCGAAGACCACAGACAGAUAGGGAGAGGAGGCCAGCACAGAGUACAUCACAACCCGUUAGUGUCAACAUUUUUGGUGGUGAACCAUUAGGUAUUUUUAAGCCGGGUACACAAACCAAUUAUGGGACGAAAUUGGAUGUAUGGGAACAACUUAACCAGCGCGAGCUGACAUUGGCAACCUCUCAACCACCUGCAAACUACUUUGAGAAAAUGAUACUUUGGACGGAGCAGGGGAAAGUUUGGAAGUUUCCAAUAAAUAAUGAACAAGGCAUGGAGGAAGAAGAAAACGUUCAUUUCUCAGAACAUAUAUUCCUCGACGCGCAUCUGGAAGACUGGUGUCCUACACGUGGGCCCAUCAAACAUUUCAUGGAGUUAGUAUGUGUGGGUCUGUCUAAGAACGCUUUCUACACAGUACAGGAAAAACGAGACCACAUACAGUGGUAUAGAGAAUAUUUUGAGUCCAAAAAGGAUUUACUUACUGAAGUUGGGGUAUGGGACAUUAAACCCACGCAACCUAAUGUUUAA